Messenger RNA from Leptonychotes weddellii (Weddell seal), 820 nucleotides. Lineage: Eukaryota; Metazoa; Chordata; Mammalia; Carnivora; Phocidae. The record is from RefSeq and is a predicted model, not a curated record.
UUGUUUUAGAUUCCAUGGGAUUCCAUGGUAUAGAUCUGCACAGUAUUCCACAGUAAAAACAAAAAAUCAUUUAUUCCCUCAAUCUCAUAAUACUGGAACCUUGGGUUAUUUCCAAUUAUAUUAUAAACAUUAUGAGCAUUCUUGGAAAUCAUUGUGCACCUCCAUGAUCACUCUUCUUAGCAUAAAUCCUGAGUAGUGGAAAUGGGGAUACAGAACUGUGUCUUUAAAGUAUGGCUAGGAGUUGCCACGCUGUUUUUAGAUACUUCUGAUUGUUAACAAUCAGUGCAUGUGCCAUUCUUCCUGUCCUUCCCUCGCUCUGUGCUGCUGGCUCCCUCCAGUUGAGCUUCUCUUGGAGAAGCCGGGCCCCAGCGUCAGCCUGGGAACAGGGCCAGGCCAGGUGAGGACCUCCCACGUUCCCUGGGUGCCCGAGUCUCCAGGGGAAUGGGCCAGGCCAGAGCUAAGGAUGAGGUGGCUCUUGAAGACCCCUCCCCAUGAGCAUAAACUCUCUUCCUGUCCACUCCCCUGCCAGGUGCUGUCUCCCCUGGCCAAAAACCUCUUCCACCGGGCCAUCUCUGAGAGCGGUGUGGCCCUCACAGCUGUCCUGGUUAAGAAAGACAUGAAGGACACAGCUCAGCAAAUUGGUGUCUUUGCUGGGUGUAAAACCACCUCCUCAGCUGUCCUUGUUCACUGCCUGCGCCAGAAGACGGAGGAUGAGCUCUUGGAGACAUCGCUGAAGAUGAAAUUUUUCACUCUUGAUUUGUUUGGAGACCCCAGAGAGGUAAGAACUUUUGGUUUCUUGAUUACAGGUUUUAAGUCUUGA